AUGCCCAACCUCGAUCCUCUCACACCCAAGCUGCUCGAGCCUCACAAUGAGAAAGAACCCGAGGUCGAAUACUACCAAAUCCCCCAUGAAUCCAUUGACGACAUCGAGGAAGCCGUUCCCAAGAACGAUGCUGGCCAAGCCCCAUCUUGGGCCCAGCCGAAUGGCGGCCGCUCCCAUCGGCUCUGGGUCCUUGCUCCCUGGUUUCUGGCAGCAAUGUGCGGCAAAGCAACACGGAAACAGAGCAAGGUGACCUCGACAACAUAUAUGAACGGCAUCCGAGGCCUAGCAUGUAUUAUCGUCUACUCAUUUCACGUCGUGUCGUACUACUAUCAAGCCUUCGCCAACCCCUGGGGCGCGGCUCCUGCAGAACUGAACUACGGCAUAAGCCAGCUGCCAUUCGUGCGCAUUGUGCUGGCUGGAAAGGCUAUGGUGUGCCUGUUCUUCGUACUGUCAGGUUUCGUACUGGCCUACUCUCCCCUCCGCACGAUAUCGGCCAGGUUGUCAAACAGUUCGUCCAACACCAGAUCGUCUGACGACCUCAUUGGGAAGCUGUGCUCGUCCAUGGUCCGCCGUGGUAUCCGCCUGUUCAUGCCUUUGAUCGUAUUGGCCUCUAUCACCUGCAUCGUUACGUGGUAUUAUCCGAUCUUUCCCCCGGGUACAUGGCGAGAUAAUAACCAGACCUUUUGGGGCCACAUAAUGGGUUAUGUAUCCCUUACAUUACCCGUUAUGGAUCCUUACUUGUGGUCCGUGUACGCGCCGACCUCCUUUAACCACUGUUGGACCUUAGGUGUGGAGUACCGCGGAUCGAUGAUCAUCUUCAUGCUAUGCGUCGCCGUGGCCGACCUGGGCAAGCGUUGCCGCAAGCUUGUCAUCGCCGUCUCUGCCCUCUGGGCACUUCAUUUCGGCCACUGGGAGGUCUUCUGCUUUAUGGCUGGUAUGUUCCUGGCCGAGCUGCGCUUCAACCCCCUAUCCGAGGACUUCGCAUUCUUAACGUCGAAUCGUCGCUCGUGGCAGCCGGCACCGAUUGGGGACCUGGGCCUAAAAUCCUCGGGGCGCGACCACCGCCACCAAUUGUUCAAAACGGCCUUUUUCUCUGGCCUGCUUGUCUUUGCGAUAUUUGUCAUGGGCUGGCCGCAGGGCGGGCACCAGGGAGUCGAGCCGUAUAACACUCUAGUAGGGCUGGUCCCGAUCUUAUACCAAGGCAACAACGAUGCCACCGUGUGCUUCUGGGGCAGUGUGGGAGGAUUCUUGCUGCUAGUAGCGUGCGAGAACUUACCGUGGGUGCAGUGGUUGUUAUCGACACCACCUAUGAUCUACCUUGGCGACAUCAGCUUUUCCUUUUAUCUGCUACACUGGUUGAUAUACCUGGCCCCUGGCGUCGAAAUCUUGAAGUUAUUUGGCGACUUCGGCUGGUCUACUGAUGCGAGCUUUUACACUAUGUAUGUAAUUGUCUUUGCUAUGAUCGUCGUCGUUGCGGACUACUACUGGCGGUUGGUGGAUGAGCCCAGUGUAGCUCUGGGCAGGAUACUCUUCAACAAGGUUAAGGCUCAGAAAAAUGAAGAGUAG
Molecule: messenger RNA, 1566 nt
Organism: Neoarthrinium moseri
Lineage: Eukaryota; Fungi; Ascomycota; Sordariomycetes; Amphisphaeriales; Apiosporaceae
Exons: 1
Coding region: 1-1566 (521 amino acids)
Biological process (GO): polysaccharide biosynthetic process
Cellular component (GO): membrane
Molecular function (GO): acyltransferase activity, transferring groups other than amino-acyl groups
Source: RefSeq, a predicted model, not a curated record